Molecule: messenger RNA, 2184 nt
Organism: Rhipicephalus microplus (southern cattle tick)
Lineage: Eukaryota; Metazoa; Arthropoda; Arachnida; Ixodida; Ixodidae
Source: RefSeq, a predicted model, not a curated record
AUGGACAAAACAGAUAGUGAUGCGGCAGCGACUCCGGCGCACGAUUAUCCCGCUGACGAACUCGAUGAACUCGACGACCUGUUGGCUCGCCAUGAAAGUUUCAGGGGAUGCUUCUCUAGUAGUCUGGUCGACCAUCGCAUGCCCUGCACGGCCUCCGAUGACACAUGGUGCCAGAUUGUGGCCGUAAUUCCCCAGUGGAACGAGUUCCUCGGUUGGCUUGAGCUGGAGCUGCAUAAGUUGCCCGGAGAGGGGAGACAUAUGGGACUCGUGCAGGUCUGCAACAUUUGUCAUGUGCGGCCCGAAAAAAACCAAAUACUUCAGGCCGCCGCCAUCCUCUACUGGCUCCUGAAAACGCAUCGCUGCGUGGCGUCCAUCCAGAUUCCAGACUACAAUGGCGAUCUGGUAAUGACCUAUUGGAGCAACGUCGUCAUUGGCCGUGUGCUAAGCGGAAAUGACUCCGUGAAAUCUUUGACCUUUGCUGAGCUUUUCCCGCUGACAAGCGAACGCCUUUGCGAAGUUUUCCCGUCGAUGAAGCGCCUGGAAGAACUGCAUUGUGGUGCAUUAUCUCAAGAUGCCUCGUGUACACACAUGGUUUUGGAGCUUCUCCGUGGGUCUCAGACGUUAACCGUGCUCGAUUUCAUAGUACCAUACAUUGACGAGACGCACAGGUGUCGCCUGCUAAGCGCACUCGUGGUCAACUCCAUGCUGCGAGAUUUGACGCUAUGUGCCACUGCAAUAGUUGCACUGCCUCAGUCGUUCAUAGACUUUCUGAGUAGCACGGUCGCACUGAAAUACUUGAAAGUGUACGGAAUCCUCAGAGCCGCUAAGCGCAAGGCCAUGAAAGUGAUUUUUCAAGGCAUGCUCAAGAAUGAAACAGUCAGCAGUCUGGAAGCACACGAGCUCAGUUUGGAUAGUGAAAGCGUCAAUUUGGGAGCCAAAAUGCUGGUGCAGAGCAAAGUGUUGCGAGCCUUAAGUCUGUGGCGUUGCUUGUGCAUUCUUGAUCAUUCUAUCGCCGAACGGCCCAGCAACAUAGAUUUUACUAAAACCGCCUCCUGGCUAGAGGCCAUCUUGAACAAUGGCACGCUAGAAAAUUUCACGUUGAGCUUGAACGUGUGGACAAGUGAGUGUUGGGGACAAUUCUUUCGUGUUUUGUCGCGACAUGGCAGCCUAAAGAUGGCAACUCUCGUCACGGACGACAACGACCGCGAUCGCCUGGCCGACAUCGCGAACAAGCUUGGCGAAAUUGGUUGUGAGGAGAAAGUCACCUUCGUAGACUAUUAUACCGGCGAUAGCAUCUCGCUAGCAGACUGCAAGAAUUACUCCGAACUGUGCGCAUAUGUGAGCGCCACAGAGAAUUGUAGGGCGUUGCCAGUUUAUCAACAGCUCUCCACAUUUCCCCCGUUGACAUGUCUGAGCCUAGGAAUGGAAGAGUGGGGAAAGGAGUUGUGCUGGCUUCUCGUUGACUUCGUAUCGGCGACGUGCACGCUCCAGACGCUCGAAUUGGAGCUCAGAGGGAGGAGCUUUCGGACCGAAUCGCACGACUGGUGGCCAGGUCUGUCGCAGUCUCUGCUGCGCAACGGAAGCAUCAUUGAUCUGGGCCUCGAAGUUCUCGUGAGAAACCACAAUGAAGGCGUUGAAUGUCUAGGCAAAGCUGUAGCACAAAGCAAGACGGUCAGAACGCUCCGUUUGGGUUGGCGGUUCGCAUCCAAAUGCGACAGCUUUCUUCAAGGCGUGCUGUCUGUCGUCGAGAACUACGCGUUGUGCCACGUUGAGUGGGACUGGGAGGUUCCUUUCUCGCAGAGUGGAGCCCACCUGCUGAAUGCCGUGGUUGACGUCGCACAUCGGAACUCUGGCUACGUGGCACGUGCCGCCCAAUUCCUGGACUGCAGACGUUGUGACACGCCCUGUGCUGCCGCUUUGGACCGAGUGCACCGGCACCCAGCCCUCAUGGCAGAGCUGGCCAAAGUAUUGUCCCUCUCCGAAGCCGACGCCGCAAUCGCCGUGCGACGGCGAUUUCGAAGCAUCGAAGGCAUGCACGAGUUCAUGCGACUGGCCGGUGUCGUCAAGGCACGGGUCACGUGUGAGCCACGUGACGACGGCCGCACUCGGCUGGACGCCCUAGGCGAGCAAUGCUGGGCCCACGUGAGACGGUACUUGCAGCUCGACGACGUGGUGUGGCACUGA